This is a messenger RNA of Lepidothrix coronata (blue-crowned manakin), 3541 nucleotides long. RefSeq names its product collagen type XXVIII alpha 1 chain (gene COL28A1). The transcript is spliced from 35 exons. Bases 1 to 3504 code for a protein of 1167 amino acids. Lineage: Eukaryota; Metazoa; Chordata; Aves; Passeriformes; Pipridae. Gene Ontology annotation, molecular function: serine-type endopeptidase inhibitor activity. The record is from RefSeq and is a predicted model, not a curated record.
AUGUUUCUCAGAUUCUCCUGGCUUUUGUGGAUACUUGAACACCAUGAGACUUUAGCAGAAAAUCUCAGGGAAGAAAGAAGAUAUGGAUUGAAAAGAUCAAAACCUGAACACAUUAUGUCAAAUACUGUAAAGAAAUAUCCCAGCCCAAGUGAUCAAGAUGAAGACUGCAUUCUGGAAAUUUCUUUUUUACUGGACAGCUCUGAAAGUGCUAAGGACUAUAAUCAUGAACAGCAGAAAAAAUUUGUACUGCAAACAGUAGACAGAAUGAAAAGACUACAGCUUAGUUCUGGACGUACCCUUAGCUGGAGAAUGGCCUUACUUCAGUACAGCAGCACUGUUUCCAUAGAGCAAACUUUUCAUGACUGGAAAGGUCCUGAAGCAUUCAAAUCCCACAUUGCUCCCAUCACCUACAUAGGUCAUGGCACCUACACAACUUAUGCUAUAACUAAUCUUACACAACUCUACGUGACUGAAGGCACUUCAGGUAGUGUGAAAGUAGCCGUGCUUUUCACCGAUGGAGUGGACCAUCCAAGAAACCCAGAUAUUUUUGCAGCUACAGCUGAUGCUAAACACCAAGGAAUUAUAUUUUUCAUAAUGGGAAUGACCAGAAUGGCUGAGGAAAUUAGCAAUGCUGCCAAGCUCCGGCUCCUGGCCAGUGUCCCAGCAUCCAGGUUUGUUUUCAACCUCCAGGAGAAAGAAACUGUGGAGAAGGUUCUCAAAGAAAUGAAAGAUCUGUCUGAGGAAGGGUGUCCCCAGGUUGCCACAUGUAACUGUGAGAAGGGAGAAAGAGGCCUUCCUGGCCCUGCUGGUAAAAAGGGUCGCACUGGGGACGACGGAGCUCCAGGUCUGAAAGGAGCAAAGGGGGAGCCAGGUCUUAAUGGAAUCCCAGGACAAGAUGGAAUAGAGGGGAAAUCUGGAUAUAAAGGAGAGAAGGGUGAAAGAGGUGAAUGUGGAAUCCCAGGAAUAAAAGGAGACACAGGUCCUGAAGGUCCAGUAGGCCAAAGAGGAAUAAGAGGCCUACAGGGUCCACAAGGACAACCUGGAGAUCAAGGGCCUGAAGGCCUGCAAGGAUCAAAGGGUGAAAGAGGUCUCCCUGGGCCACCUGGCUUGCCUGGAGAGACUGGAAUAGGACUUCCAGGCCCAAAGGGUGACACCGGUUUGACAGGAAGACCAGGCCCCAUUGGGCCACCUGGAGUUGGUGAGCCAGGAUUUAUGGGGCCUCAAGGACCACAAGGAGUUCAAGGAGAAAGAGGUUCACCAGGAGAAGGGCUUCCAGGAGCGAAGGGCGACCGUGGUUUUGAUGGACCAAAAGGCCCUCGUGGACUUCCAGGCAUCAGCAUAAAAGGUGAAAAGGGUGAAUUUGGUCCACCUGGUUUACCUGGACCAGUUGGAUUACCUGGAAUUGGAAUUCAAGGAGAGAAGGGAGUAGAAGGCCCAAAAGGACCACCUGGCUCUAGAGGGCUACCAGGACAGGGACUACCUGGACCAAAGGGUGAACAAGGCUUGCCUGGAGAGACUGGAGUGCCAGGAGAAAGAGGUAUUGGAGAACCUGGUUCUAAGGGUGAGCCAGGGCCUUCAGGACUGGCAGGUCUGCCUGGUCUUCCAGGAGAAGAUGGAGCCCCUGGACAAAAGGGUGAACCAGGGUUACCUGGUCUUAGAGGUCCUGAAGGUGCUCCAGGGAUUGGAAUACAGGGGGAAAAGGGAGAUCAAGGUCAGAGAGGAAUACGUGGAUUAACAGGACCAGCAGGAGUGCCUGGACCUCCUGGAGCUAAAGGAGAGCCUGGUGCACCAGGACGUCUUGGAAUGCCAGGCCCUCCUGGAAGAGCUGUGCCUGGGCCAAAGGGUGACAUUGGGUUACCUGGUCUUGCUGGACCAAUUGGAGAACCAGGUUUUGGACUUCCUGGGGCAAAGGGUGACCAAGGCCUUCCAGGACCCCCGGGGCCCUUUGGGCCAAAAGGAGAUGGUUAUCCCGGCCCACCUGGCUUGCCAGGCCUCCCUGGGAUUCCUGGUGAACAAGGCCCAGAUGGAGUUGGACUACCAGGACCUAAGGGUGAUCCUGGUAUUAGAGGACCAGCUGGCCUCCCCGGGCCACCAGGAGAAGGUUUGCCAGGACCAAAAGGAACCAUAGGACGCCCAGGGCCACCUGGCUCUCUGGGACCUCCUGGUGAAGGUAUUCAAGGAACUAAGGGGGAACAAGGAAUUCAAGGAAUGCCAGGACCACGAGGCCCUCCUGGAGAUGGGCUUUUAGGAGAGAAGGGAGAUCGAGGAGCUACAGGUGACAAGGGGAAAAAAGGAGAAAAAGGUGAUGUGGGUGACCCUGGUUUAUCUGGAGAACCCGGCAAAACUGGACCAAAGGGAGAGCAAGGUCUAACAAGAGAAGAUAUAAUUAAAUUAAUUAAAGAGAUAUGUGGUUGCGGUAUUAAAUGUAAGGAAAUUCCUAUGGAGCUUGUAUUUGUGAUUGACAGCUCUGAGAGUGUGGGACCAGAAAAUUUUGAGAUUGUCAAAGACUUUGUAACUGCUUUAGUAGACAGAGUAACUGUAGGCAGAAAUGCUACUAGAAUUGGCCUUGUGUUAUACAGUUUAGAAGUUCAACUAGAAUUUGGUCUCAACAAAUAUACAACUCGACAGGAUGUUAAGCAAGCAAUUAGAAAAAUGCAAUACAUGGGAGAAGGCACUUACACAGGAACUGCUAUCCGUAAAGCAACCCAGGAAGGAUUCCUCGGUGCUCGAGCAGGAGUGCGGAAAGUAGCUCUUGUGCUGACAGAUGGCCAAGCAGACAAGAGAGAAGCUGUAAAACUAGACACUGUCGUUCGAGAGGCUCACGCGGCAAACAUCGAAAUGUACGCAGUAGGAAUUGUAAACACUUCGGAUCCAACACAGGCCGAGUUUGUGCGUGAGCUAAAUCUGAUUGCUUCAGAUCCAGACACAGAACACAUGUUUCUCAUUGAUGACUUUAACACCCUUCCAGCUCUGGAGUCCAAAUUAGUAAACCAAUUUUGUGAAGAUGAACAUGGUACCUUAAUAUACAACCGUAAUGGAAAUGGUGCAAGUAUAAGUGGUUCAUAUUUCCAUUCAGUAUCUCCAAGUUCAUAUUUCCAUUCAGUAUCUCCACUUCAGAACCACCAUGUUAACAGACAACCACUUUCAGCACAGACACCUGGAGUAUCUACAGUAGAAAGUCCUCUGAGUCUUGGUGAUCUUCCUCAUCCAUUAGCUCCGACCAAAUUACCUCCUGUGGUAGUAUAUGAAGCCUAUGAAGAGGAACAAGAGGAGAAACAGUUACCCUUCCUAACAGCAGACACUAGAGAAAGUAUCCUGGACCUCCGGUGCAAGUUAAGGUUGGAUCCAGGGCCAUGCCGUGUUUAUAUGAUAAAAUGGUAUUAUGAUAAACAAGCCAAUGCUUGUGCUCAGUUUUGGUACGGUGGCUGCGAUGGAAAUGCAAACCGCUUUGAGAGUGAAGAGGAAUGUAGAGAGGCUUGUGUAUUUUCUUCUGGAGAAAUCUGAUAUUUGCCAAGAAUUGUGCAAUGAAGACUUCACUUCU